AUGGCACUUGGUGAGACAACCUCGGUGAGGAGCAGGAAGGAAGGACCAAGCCAAUGCGCGCCUUCUCCUAACACCAACACCAACACCAACACCAACACCAACACCAACGCAAUCAGCUCAUCACCACAUCGCGACCCCCGCAAUCCGCUCAUCCUUUUCUCUUCUCUUUGCCUCUUUACCCCCUCCACUUAA
Sodiomyces alkalinus F11 is the source of this 192-nucleotide messenger RNA. RefSeq lists its product as hypothetical. The coding region runs from base 1 to 192 and encodes 63 amino acids. The record is from RefSeq and is a predicted model, not a curated record. The transcript has 2 exons. Lineage: Eukaryota; Fungi; Ascomycota; Sordariomycetes; Glomerellales; Plectosphaerellaceae.